AUGUUCGGGAAUGUCGGCAUGGACAUGCAGCCAACAGUCACCCCAGCCGUAACAGCCUCGUACGUGGAUCAUAUGGAUUCUACAACACAAUAUGUAAAUGAUCAACAGAGGGGCUACCGACCCUUGGCUAUUGCGGUGGCCGAAACAUCUUAUCCUGCGGUGUUGGUGGCCGGACUGGCCGUUGGACUGGGAAUUUUAUACCUCAUCGGUAUAAUUAUCUACAAUGUCUACUUCCACCCUCUGGCGCGAUUCCCCGGUCCCAAGUCCUUCGCAGCGACACGGAUCCCAUACAUACGAACCAUCUUAAAGGGUCGUAUACCCCAAACCAUCAGGGAUCUACACGUAAAAUACGGCAAAGUGAUUCGCAUUGCCCCGGACGAACUGUCAUUCGUCGAUGGCGACGCCUGGAAACCCAUAUAUGGAACUCGUCCCGGCCAUGGCCAAAAGCCAAAGGAUGUCCGGGUAUUCCCACCCACCGCAAAUAAUGUCCCCAGCAUCAUCCAAUCCAACGAUGCGGAUCAUUCUCGAUUCAGGCGUCUACUAUCGCAUGCAUUCUCCGAGAGCUCGCUCCGAGGCCAAGAGCCAAUCGUCAGAGGCUACAUCGAUCUUUUGAUUCAGCGUCUGCAUGAGAAUGCCAAUGAUGAGAACAAGCCCGUCGACAUGGUGUCGUGGUACAACUACACCACGUUCGACGUUAUCGGGGACCUAGCAUUUGGGGAGCCAUUUGGUUGUCUCGAAGAGUCCAGAUACCAUCCAUGGGUGAAGUUUAUCUUGGGGAACAUCAAAUUCGGUGCCUAUUCUAACCUCAUGCGGCGGAUUCCAAUACUCAAGCCGCUUAUUACACUGUUCAUCCCCAAAUCUAUCCUUCGGCAGAGAUACCAGCAUCUCGAAUUAACCAAACAAAAGGUUCUGGGCCGGUUAAAAAGCUCCAAUGAGAGGCCCGAUUUCUUCAGCCACAUCCUGAAACAUCAAGACACUGAGAAGGGCAUGAGUUUUGGAGAAUUAAUGACAAACGCAAGCACUCUAAUUAUUGCGGGAUCCGAAACAACCGCGACACUGCUUUCGGGUGUUACUUAUUACUUGCUAAAGACCCCUAAUGCAUACGCCAAGUUGAAAGAGGAAGUGCGAACCGCGUUCAAAUCCGAUGACGAGAUAACUCUGCAGGCUUGCAAUCAACUGACGUAUAUACAUGCCGUGAUUAAUGAAGGACUGAGAAUGUAUCCUCCUGUCGCUGUUGGGUUGCCCCGAAUUGUAGAUCCGCAGGGGGAUACUAUCGCGGGGGAAUGGGUUCCUGGGGGCACAAUUACUUCUGUAUAUCAACUCGCGGCAUACCAUUCAUUGUCAAAUUUCACCGAGCCUGAUAGCUUCAUUCCAGAGCGUUUUUUGGGUGACCCUCGGUUCGAAAACGACAGUAAGACUGUACUUCAACCAUUUAGCUUCGGGCCUCGGAACUGUAUUGGGCGCAAUCUGGCAUACGUUGAGAUGCGUUCUAUUUUGGCGCGGGUCGUGUUUAACUUUGACAUGGAACUGCAUGAUCCCAAUUUUGUGUGGACAGAUCAAGACUGCUUUAUUCUUUGGGAUAAACCGGCUUUGAAGGUGAAGUUGACUUCGAGGGUCUAA
This is a messenger RNA of Aspergillus tanneri, 1620 nucleotides long. Its product is annotated as cytochrome P450. The record is from RefSeq and is a predicted model, not a curated record. Bases 1 to 1620 code for a protein of 539 amino acids. NCBI's taxonomy places the organism in Eukaryota, Fungi, Ascomycota, Eurotiomycetes, Eurotiales, Aspergillaceae. The transcript is spliced from 6 exons. Gene Ontology annotation, molecular function: iron ion binding; heme binding; oxidoreductase activity, acting on paired donors, with incorporation or reduction of molecular oxygen.